Molecule: messenger RNA, 939 nt
Organism: Lepus europaeus (European hare)
Lineage: Eukaryota; Metazoa; Chordata; Mammalia; Lagomorpha; Leporidae
Product: olfactory receptor 141-like
Exons: 2
Biological process (GO): sensory perception of smell; G protein-coupled receptor signaling pathway
Cellular component (GO): membrane
Molecular function (GO): olfactory receptor activity; G protein-coupled receptor activity; odorant binding
Source: RefSeq, a predicted model, not a curated record
AUGAAGAAUACCACAAAAAUUACUGUCUUUGUGCUGAAGGGCUUCACUGAGGAUCCUGAACUGAAGAUCAUUCUCUUCUUCCUAUUUCUAGCAAUCUAUCUCUUUACCCUCAUGGGGAACUUAGGACUGAUUGUGUUGGUCAUGGGAAACUCUAGGCUUCACAACCCCAUGUAUUAUUUCUUAUGUGUAUUGUCCUCCGUUGAUGCCUGUUAUUCUUCAGUUAUAACUCCAAAUAUGUUAGUAAAUUUUAUGUCAAUAAAUAGAUCCAUCUCAUUUCUUGGAUGUGCAACACAAUUAUUUCUUGCUGUUACUUUUGGAACCACGGAAUGCUUUAUCUUAGCUGCCAUGGCCUAUGAUCGCUAUGCAGCCAUCUACAACCCACUUCUGUAUUCAGUGAGCAUGUCACCCAAGGUCUAUGUGCCUCUCAUCAUUGCCUCCUAUCUUGGGGGAAUUUUGCAUGCCAUUGUGCACACAGUGCCCACAUUCAGCCUUUCCUUCUGUGCAUCCAAUGAAAUUAGGCAUAUUUUUUGUGAUAUUCCUCCUCUCCUUGCUAUUUCCUGUUCUGACACCCACUUAAACCAGCUUCUCCUCUUCUUCUUUGUAAGCUCCAUUGAGGUUGUCACCAUCCUGAUUGUCUUGGUCUCUUAUGGUUUCAUUCUUCUGGCCAUUCUGAGGAUGGAUUCUGCUGAAGGGAGGCGAAAAGUUUUCUCUACAUGUGGCUCUCACCUCACUGGAGUGUCUAUUUAUUAUGGAACCAUCCUCUUCAUGUAUGUGCGACCAAGCUCCAGCUAUGCUCUGGAGUAUGACAUGAUAGCAUCAGUGUUUUACACCAUCGUGAUUCCCAUGCUGAAUCCCAUCAUCUACAGUUUGAGGAACAAAGAUGUGAAAGAGGCCAUGAAAAGAGUAUUUCGGAAAAAUUUGAUCAUGUCAAUAGGAUUA